AACGAACAACGACCGACGAUUAACGAUUAAAAUUAAGCGUAACAGCAAACUAUUUCAUACUGAAGUUGGGGGAAGUGUUUAGAAUAUAUAUACAUACAUAUUUUUUUGUGUACCUCAGCCGUCAGCAACAGCAACUGCAACAACAACAAAAGCAACUUUAAUAACUGGCCUAAGUCUUACAGUCGACAACGACGACGAGAAAAAGGAGACGAGCAAAGUCGAGUCGAGUCGAGCAAACCAGUGAGAAUCAGGAAAGUAAAGGCAACGAAAGGAAAGCAAAGUAAAGGAACUCAAGUUUCUUCCAGUCGAGCAAACAGGCGAAACACACACAAAGUCAAUCCUCGUCGAAAGAGAAGGGAGAGAGUAAAGUGAAGCCAGCCAGGAAGACAAGCCAAAGCUAAAGCCAAAGUCAAACAGCAGCAUCAACAGCAACAACAACAAGCAACAGACGAAAUGGCCGCAGUACAACGAAAACUGGUGCACAAGCAAUUCAACUCGCCCAUGGGCCUUUACUCCCAGGAGAAUGUAAAGGCCACGUUGAAUCGCGAACUGAAGGCCUUCGGUGGCGAGGGGAUUGAAGUGGAUGACCAAAUUUCAAAGCCCCUAAAUCUGGCCAAUUCGGCCGUUCUCCGUGCCGUCGAGGAGGAGGAGCAGCAAGUCAAAUGCGAUUUUUAUGCAAACAAAAGGCAGAGUCGUUCACGGCAACGUGAAGGCGAUGCCCAGCAUCCACACCAUGCCCUGCAUCAGCAGCUAUUGGAUCAGAUAAAGACCCAGUAUCUCAGCCAUCAACAGGACAUUACCAUUGACAGGGAUACGGUGCUCAAAAUCAAUCGUAUGGCCACGAAAAGAAGUCUACUAAAGCGAGAUCACAGCUGGCCACCAUUGGAGGCUGAAACUUCAAACGGAAAUGUAACCAAUUCCAAUCCCAAUACCAGUCAGCCCAAUCCAAUGCACAGCAUUGAGUUAUUACGGGAGAAAUUCAAUAGUCCAACACGAAUUGUAGAGCCUACUGCCAAGCAAGUGAGAGAGCAACGCCAGCGUGAAGGACGUCCAACAGCAACAGCAACAACACCUAACACCGCAUCCAUGAAGAGUGUGGAUCAUAUUUUCCAUCCAACGCCAAUGGCGAAAGGAUUCUCUGCACCAGAGACAAGGGCGGCUGAUGUGGAUUUGGGUUUAGUGGCACCGCGAUGCGAGUAUUACGAGCAAUUGGCACAAAAACGACCAGGAACACCACCCACACUGACCACGCCUACACCCUAUCGGCCACGGCCCAAGCGUCAGUCGUACUCCCUGGAUCGUGGACGUAGCAGAAAACGUGCUGUGGCAUUGGGGAAUGGGGCUCCCGAGUUGCCACCACCAAAACCGCGACCAGCCCGUCCGAAAGUGCAACGACGAUGCAUUAAAUUGGCCACCGAACUGAAAAUCUCCUAUGACAACGAUGGCAACGAUAGCAACGAUGAGGAGCAGCCCAAGGUUGAUGUUGACUUGGAGGCCAUACCGUUGCCACCAACACCAACACCAGCAGCUGCCGCUGCCAGCCCCAAAUCACUCGAGACACCGCCGGGCGAGAGAUUGCCAAAAAAAGUUCCCUCGACAACAAUAAUUGACAGCCUGGCAGUUAAGAAGCAGCAGCAGAUGGCUCUGGCUUUGGCCCACUCUGGUGGUGGGGCCACUGCUCGAAUUAUACCAGUUCGCGUUGAAACGUCGUCCGAUCCCGGCCAACAACUCAGUGCUCAGCAAAUUUAUGACGAGGCCUGCAACUAUUUGCAGGAUCAGGAGCAGGAGAUGUCAAAUGCACAGGAUAUGGCGAAUGCAACCUUUGUGAGUGCCGCCAGUGGCAUUAAGUUGCAGCAACCGGGAGCUAAAAGUAUACCCACUCCGCCGCCAUUGCCACCGCCACCGUCACCGCCACAACAUCAGCCAUUGCCACAGAUGAGGGCUAAAUCCACUGCCACCGACGAUGUAUCCCGUCGGCAAGGACGAAUCUAUAGCCAAUCUAAAUGUGAAACGGAAACGGCUAAGGAGAAACAGCAUGAGGCUCAUGUGGAGAUUGCCCAACUUGAGGCAAAAUAUGCACAUAUACAGCAAUCCAUAGCCGAGCAUCUGCGUCAGAUUGAUGCUUAUAUGGAGAAUGCCAAGAAUGCAUUGCAGCGAAGUGUUCAGAGUACACCCACAAGCACACCAACACCGCCAUCAGUCGCAGCAGCAGCCGGAGCACCUCCACCUCCACCGCCACCUCCAACCCCACCUCAAUCAACAGCAGCAGCAGCAGCAGCAACAGAAACUCCGAAACCUUUGACCAAAGCAAAUAACGAAUUAUGGGACAUGUUCGCCUCACGACAGUCACCCAUUUUGGCUGUGGAAAGUCCCCUUCAGGCAAUACUACGACAAAUUUAUUGCCGAGCAGGUGGCCUAACUGGCGGAGUCUGUAAACAAGAACAGACGAAUAUAUCGGACAUGGUAAGUGAACAGGUCUCUGUGGCCGAAAACGUGCCAAUUGUGGAACGAGCCCUGGAGGAUCUGCAUCGUAUUGCCGUGGCAUUGGACGAUGCUUCGGUAUUGCACGUAGAGCACAAGACGACGCCAGCUGCCGAUGAGGCACAGCACGUAGUUAUUGAAGAAGAAUUGGAUGAGGAUAACAAGAAUGCCCCAAUAGAUGUGGAAUACAGACAUGUGUCCGAUGUAAUUGCAAACUACGAGCAAUUGUCCACAGGCAAGAGCACAUUGACACCUCGCCUCGACACAGAGGAGAUGCCCGAGAAACAGGAACCACAAUCCGAAGGCGAACACAAACACGAAGCUGCCGGCGAAGCCGAAGGCGAAUCUGAAUCCGAAUCCUGCUCCCAUGAGCCACACACUUGCUGUUCGAUUUGUGGAGAGCUACGAAACUCACCCAAUUGGUCGAAGCUAAGCAAGGCCGAUCAAUGGCGCAUCGCCAAUUUACGUAACGAAUCGCUAGAGAACUACAAGGCCACCUAUGAGAUACGUAGUCCUUAUAUAUCACGACAAAUAUCAUGGGAGGAGACACAAACGGUUGCUCCGAAAACAGAAACACAAACUCCAACAGCUCAAAAAGCGCCAUCGACUCCACCACCAGCUGACCAAAAGCGGGAGAAGAUGCAACGUCAGCGUAGUUUUGUCGAGAUUAUAACGACACCAAUUGAACCGUCAAUAGACAAUCUCGCAUUAUCCAAUGAUGCCAUUCAAUGGCAACGUAGUCGUUCGCCAAGUCCAUUGCCAUCACGCAAAUAUCCGGCUCCACUUAUUGAAGCUCCACAACGUGCCAGUUCGCCGUUCGGUUUGAAUCCUGUCCACCGUUCAAAAUCUCCCACUGCGCCAGCAGAAAAGCUUGAAGCCAAAUUCACACAUAUACCACAAUUGGAGGGACAGAAUAUAGGUCUUCUGGUCCAUACAGCCACCGAGCCCCUGCAGCAAAGUAUGUCGGCGUCAUCCUCAAUGUUGGCAGGGCCAAUCACGCCACGAUCACUUACUAACCAGCCAUCGCCAUUCAUAUUUCCGAGCCUAAAGCAAAGUUGCAUGGCCAAAGAGCAAGAGGAGGAGGAGGUGGAAGUGGAAUCAGAGGUUGAAGUGGAGCGGCAACAUCAAUUUAAAUCUUUAGCUUCUACCAAUGAGGAACUGCAGCAAUCUACACGAGAGUUUAACUUUAAUCGUUCAUUCGAUAAUGUAUCACCGCGUCCUUAUAUUGCCAUUGAAGGUUACAAGCGUGUUGCUUGGCCGCCAGCCUCGGAGGAGCGUAUUAUUCGUGAAUUUACGCCCCAGCCGCAGUCUCAAAGCCCAGCUCCAGGCAGCGGUGGUUAUUAUCCCCAGCAACAGGCUGCAGCUGCAGUUCCAGUUGCCCCAGCAGCAACUGCUCCACCAUCAGUUCAGGCCCAGUUCAAUAGGCAACCUUCGAGGGAGCCUUCCAAUGUUCCCCACACAUAUACGCAACAGCAACAACAGCAGCCCCAGCACCAGCAGCAAUAUCAUCAGCAGCAUCAGCAGCAGCAACAGCAGCCGCAACAACAAUACCAACCACAAGGAACACAUGAACCAAUCUAUGCUGUAGACAAUGCAGGCGGUGGCUGGAAGCAUAUUGGUGCUCCAUUGCCAAAAACUCAAAACGAAUUCACUGCUGGCGGUGCAUCUCCUGGAGCAACAACAUAUCCGCCAUUCCAACAACAACAGCAGCAGCAGCAGCAACCAUAUCAACCAUAUCUACAGCAGCCACCUCAACAUCAACAACAACAACAACCACCACAACAGCAGCCACCACAACAACAACAAUAUGGUGCACCAUCAUACAACAAUUAUCAACAACAACCACAGCAGCAGCAGCAGCAACAACAUGCUGCUCCGGUUCCACAGUGGCAGCAACAGCCGCCACAGCAGCAAUAUCAGGCACCCUAUCAGGCGCCUGCUCAACAAUCGGUUCCUCAAUGGGCGCAUCAGCAACCUGCAUAUCAAGCGUCGCCCUAUCAGCAGCAACAACAAGCACCACCACAGCAAUAUCCACAACAAAAUGGUGGCUCAAACUAUGCUCAACCCCAAUACAAUUCUUAUUCGCAGCCCCAGCAUCAACCUUACUCGCAGGAUCAAACCGAUUUGCAGCAGCAGCAAUCUGUUCCCUAUGCCGGACAGGAUAGCUAUCGUGGCGCCAGUCCUGGCAUUAUCACCCUACGCAAGGAGGCGCCUGUCUCGCAGCAGCCUGCGCCAGUUUACACUUCGCAGCCAGCCGCCGUCAGCUAUCAGGGAGGCAGCAAAUUGCGCGGAGAUUUGAAAUGGCCACCACCAGAGUACAAGGAGGCUGCUGCUCGUGAAAAUGAGGAACGACGCCAAUUGGCGUUGGGCCCCGUUUGCCGUCCCAGAAGAAUCAAUCGGGACUAUACAAAUUUCUUUGCCCAACACCAACUGAACAAUGCUUAUCCUAGCUACAAAGUACCACCAGGUACUCAACAUAUGUUCGCUUAAGUUGGCGGCAUAAUGGAUCCGAAAGCCAAAUCAAACGGAUUCCAUAAAUGAACAAUGAGAAAAGGAAAAAAAAAUAAUACCACAAAAAAAACAAAAAUUCAAUGGAACCCACUUCAUAAAAACAAAACACUUAAAACGAUCAUGGAUAUGUAUACUAAAACGACAACUAACGAAUGAAACUACACACACUAUAUAUAUAUAUAUACAUACAAUAUAUUAUACUUAUAUAUCGUAUAUUGUUUAAAAACUAAUUUACUAACGAAAUCUAUUCAAUGUAUAACUACUAUUGAAAUCAAAAACGAAAACGAAUAUCGGGCCAUAUUAGGUCAUUAGCUUUUAAUCACAAAAAAUGCAAUCAAACGAGGAGCACAUAGAACCCAUGUCUUGUCGCCCCAAAUCAUUGAAUGGAUAUAGAAAAGGAAUAGAUAUACAUAUAUACGUCUAUUAAUUAAAUCCAACGGCAAGACAUGGACUUAGUAAGUAAAAAUACCUCAAAAAAAAAAAAA
Molecule: messenger RNA, 5477 nt
Organism: Drosophila willistoni
Lineage: Eukaryota; Metazoa; Arthropoda; Insecta; Diptera; Drosophilidae
Product: adenylate cyclase, terminal-differentiation specific
Exons: 9
Coding region: 454-4971 (1505 amino acids)
Biological process (GO): regulation of transcription by RNA polymerase II
Cellular component (GO): nucleus; aryl hydrocarbon receptor complex
Molecular function (GO): nuclear receptor activity; transcription cis-regulatory region binding
Source: RefSeq, a predicted model, not a curated record